This is a messenger RNA of Drosophila innubila, 2528 nucleotides long. Its product is annotated as cationic amino acid transporter 4. The transcript has 2 exons. The record is from RefSeq and is a predicted model, not a curated record. Gene Ontology annotation, biological process: transmembrane transport; amino acid transport. Gene Ontology annotation, molecular function: amino acid transmembrane transporter activity. Lineage: Eukaryota; Metazoa; Arthropoda; Insecta; Diptera; Drosophilidae. Bases 313 to 2310 code for a protein of 665 amino acids. Gene Ontology annotation, cellular component: plasma membrane.
UAAAAAAAAAACUUAAUGGUGGGGGAGCCAAAGGAAAAAUCGAUAUGGUCACAGCUGUUCGUGUACAACAAGUGUAACGUUGAAGGAAACCGGAAUUUAUAAAAAAUUGGAAAAUAAUUUGUGCGGAAACGGAUAAAAAAAAUUUAAUAAAGUUGGCAAAUUAAACAGUUAAUACUUAUAAUCAUUAACUGGGCCUACACAGGAAUCACUCGUUAUCCUAUAGGAGCUAACGAUUAUGUGGCAUAUGGUUGACCAGGCAAUUGUUGAGUGGCAAUAGAAAGAUUCGGUUAAGAAAUACACAUAAAAAUUAAAAUGCCAAGUUCCCGACGAGCCAUCUUGGGACACAUCAUGUCUGGAAUAUGCAUGAAAAUGAAUCGCACCAAACCGGUGCCCGCGGAUGUGAUGGAGACGCCUCUCAAGCGGUGCCUGACCACCUUUGACAUUGCUCUCUUGGGAAUUGGCCAUAUGGUGGGAGCUGGCAUCUAUGUGCUUACUGGAACGGUGGCCAAGGAAAUGGCUGGACCCGGCAUCAUUUUAUCCUUUGUCCUCGCAGGAUUCGUCUCGAUGCUGGCGGCCCUGUGCUACGCUGAAUUUGGCACCCGGGUGCCCAAGGCUGGAUCCGCAUAUGUCUACACCUAUAUAUCAAUCGGUGAGUUCUGGGCCUUCGUUAUUGGCUGGAAUAUACUGCUGGAACACAUGUUGGGCGCCGCGUCAGUGGCACGUGCCUGGAGUGGUUACGUGGACUCAAUGCUAGGUGGAUGGAUUGCCAACACAACCCUGUCGCUAAUGGGCGGCAUUCAUGAGCCAGGUCUGGCCCAAUAUCCGGAUGUGCUCGCCUUUCUCGUUUGUAUUGUCUAUGCGGCUGCAUUGGGCAUCGGAGUGAAGGCGACAGCCGUCUUCAAUAGUGUGCUUACCCUGGUCAACAUUGGCGUCAUGGUUGUGGUCGUCACCGUGGGAUUCUGGUACGCCGAUCUCAACAAUUGGUCCGAGGCCGAGGGCGGAUUUCUGCCCUAUGGCUUUGGCGGAGUAAUUGCCGGGGCCGCAACCUGUUUUUAUGCCUUCGUUGGCUUCGAUUCGAUAGCCACUUCGGGUGAGGAGGCCAAAAAUCCCUCGGUGUCCAUACCCAUUGCCACUGUGCUGUCCUUGUGCGUUGUCACCGUUGGAUAUAUUCUCGUGAGCGCCGCCCUCACGCUAAUGAUUCCGAUAAGCGAUAUAAAUCCCGCUGCCUCACUACCGGAGGCCUUUGGCCAACUGCAGCUGCCAUGGGCCAAAUACAUCAUCUCGAUUGGAGCACUUUGCGGCAUGACGACAACCCUGCUAGGAUCCCUCUACGCUCUGCCCCGGUGCAUGUACGCCAUGGCAUCCGAUGGUCUGCUCUUCAGCUGCUUUGGUCGCAUCAACACCAGCACCCAAGUGCCACUCUUGAAUCUGAUUAUAUCCGGACUGUUGAGCGCAUGUCUGGCGCUGGUCUUCGAUCUGGCCAAGUUGGUGGAGUUCAUGUCCAUUGGCACCCUGCUGGCCUAUACCAUUGUGUCCGCCAGCGUGAUUAUCCUACGCUAUCGUCCUUUGACUCACGUCGGCAGUCCGAAUCCCGUCUAUGCCCCCGACACUCCGGACGAUGAGAAUGACGAGGAUGCCGAGUCUCAGUCAAGCAUUGACACUGCAUCCCCCACCAGUGAUCUUAUCGAGGGAGCUCUUGCUGGUCGUCUCAAGCCACAAUUCCGUUGGCUGGAUCCGUUGCUUGGUCGGUUCGCUCCUGGAUCUGUAGUGUCCGUCUCUGUGCUGCUUUUCAUCGUACUGAGUUUUGCCAUCUGCCUGGAGCUAAAGGUGUCCUGGACGGAACUGUAUACCGGCACUUGGUGGGCUCUCCUGGUCUACGGUUUCAUCAUUUUUGCGGCCAGCACAUGUGUCGCCAUCAUGGCCGUACACAAUCAGAACACACGGGGCUUGAACUUUAAAGUGCCACUGGUGCCAUAUGUUCCAGCUUUGGGCAUCUUCUCCAAUAUUAUGCUGAUGGUACAUCUGGACGCCUUGACCUGGGUGCGUUUCUUUGUGUGGGUAUCGAUUGGCAUGGUUGUCUAUUUCCUAUAUGGCAUCGGGCACAGCAAAGAGGGCGAAGUCUGCUCCUCCUACUCCAUACUGAUGACCUCAUCCGAAGCAGGUAAAUUGAACUGGGGAUCCUUCAAGGGUUCCAGGUCUACAACGUCGAAACAUACUGUUCUGGAACGCUUCAUGGGUCGCAGCAAACUGGAAGAUAAGAAACCAAUUGUCGAAGCGGAAGAGGAUGACAAUGCAGAUAGUCCACAUUAAACCGCAUUAAUUAUAAUUAUCGCAGCAUUUGGGCAAAGCACAACGGUCUGUGGCUUAUUGAUCUGUUACGAGUAUCCGAAAAGAUUAAAUACGAGUAGAAAUCGAAAUAUAGAUUGCUCGUUAAAACACAAUGUCAGAAUAACACAAAUUAAAGUAAUUUUUGGGCUUAAAUAAAUUUUUUUAUAUAUUAAAUUUUUUUUAAUGUUAUUUUUAAGUUG